UCAGCGAAUACGAGUGUCUAGAAGUAGCGAUCCUUCGAAUAUUCGGCGUGGUGAGUGUGUAGGUAAAUCACCUGCGUGUUGUGACUUGUGGCUGUUUGUAAACAGGUAACUGUGUAGCACUAUCUUACUGUUCCAAUAAUAGUGAUAGAGUGGGCGCACAGCUGACUGAUGAGUAACGCCUUAAUGACUUCACGAUCCGCCCGUUGCUGAUAGGAGAUAGCGUGCGAUAAGAUAGGCGACGUGCGACUAUCACAUUAUCAGGAACACGCUGUUUGCAACAACCUACAUUACGGCGGAGUCGAGAUAGCAGGUGUGUGCCCGCGGUGUCGUGCACGCGCUCAGUGUCCGGCGUCGUGGUGCUGCUGUGUUUGCUGGGGCUGGUGCUGGCGGCCGCCAUGUGCUCCCGCGCCGCGCCCGCCGUGCUCUCCCACGUCAACCUGCUGCUCACCCUGUACGGCGGCGCCCUGCUGGCGACGGCGGCGCGGCUCAAGUGGGACCCCAGCACGUACGUGGUGCUGCGCGAGCUGUUCCCCGCCGAGUACCGCGCGGCCGCCGUCUCGCUGACGGGCGCGGGCGCGCUGCUGCUGCUGCUGGCGCACCUCGCCGCCGCCGCACACCACGCCCAGCGCGACUACACUCGCCGCCUGCUCUACUACACGUACGCGUUGCUGAUGACCCUGCUGAUGGUGGGCGAGCUGGUGUUCGGCACGUGGCUGGCGCUGCAGGUGGUGGCCUGGCUGGACUCCGAGGCGGCGCAGCAGAUGGGCGAGGCGCUGGAGCUGAGCGAGCACCUGCGGCCCAUACUGCGCUACUUGGCGCGUUGGCACCCGCUGCCCGACCGCAUCGACGAGCUCAUCGCGGAGGCGCAGGCAGACGCGCCGCGCAACCUGUACGCGGCGCUGGCGCUGGGCGCGCUGCUGCUGGUGCUGCAGCCGCUGAGCGUGGCGAUGGCGCUGCUGGCCGCCUGCCGCCGCCCGCUGCCCUCCGCCUCGGAGGUCAGCCUGCAGCCAAGGACUCCCUUGUACAGCCGCGCCGACUCCGGCCCGCAGUACCGCCCGCUGCCGCUGCGCACCGCCUACAAGAACGGCCGCAUCGUGAUCCUGUGAUCGCUCCGCCGCACUCCGCGCUCCCCGCCGCACUCCGCUCACUAGUCACUGCUCGAACGUGUGCUCGACUGAUUCUUAGUAAAUAGUCUAAACCCGACUCGAUACAUAGCUAUCAAAGUAAGUAGGUGUGAGUCAUAUUCAGGAAAAUAACAACAAUAUGCGUUUCGUUGACUAAAAUGAGUCAAAACCUAUGUAAUGUAUUAAUUUAGUGUUAUUAAAAGUGAUACCUAAGUUUAAAUAUAAGUAAUUGUCUAAUGUGCUUCUAAGUGUAUUGUAAGUAUUUACUUUAAAGUUUAAGUUAAAAUAAAAUAAAAGCCGAAAUCAUGAA
Molecule: messenger RNA, 1434 nt
Organism: Trichoplusia ni (cabbage looper)
Lineage: Eukaryota; Metazoa; Arthropoda; Insecta; Lepidoptera; Noctuidae
Exons: 5
Coding region: 396-1106 (236 amino acids)
Source: RefSeq, a predicted model, not a curated record